This is a messenger RNA of Formica exsecta, 2737 nucleotides long. RefSeq names its product serine/threonine-protein phosphatase 2A 56 kDa regulatory subunit gamma isoform. Gene Ontology annotation, biological process: signal transduction; protein dephosphorylation. Gene Ontology annotation, molecular function: protein phosphatase activator activity. The transcript has 7 exons. Bases 688 to 2379 code for a protein of 563 amino acids. The record is from RefSeq and is a predicted model, not a curated record. Gene Ontology annotation, cellular component: cytosol; protein phosphatase type 2A complex; nucleus. Lineage: Eukaryota; Metazoa; Arthropoda; Insecta; Hymenoptera; Formicidae.
ACGCAGUAAUUUAAUAUUAUAUUUACUGACACAAUUUCUUUGUGCGAAAAUAUUCUCGCAACAUGCUGUAACAAGCGCGAUUCACGUUGAUUUACUUUAAAGUACAGUUAUAUUUCUGCAUGGUUCGGCAAAACAAAACCACGUUUCCUUUGCGCGAGCAAUGCGAAAAAUAACGUGGGAAGCUAAUAAAAGUGAUUCGUUGAAGGUCGACAAUCGCCGCGGCCUAAUAAAAUAUCGUCGAGUAAGCGAAUAAUAAAAAAUAAAAACACUCUCCGGAAAUUGGUUUCCGUCCGAGUCGGUCAAAUCCGCAAAAACCGGGGACACACAAAUUUAACACAGAGAGAAUAAUAUUACAUUACCUUAUACAAGUAAUAAUAUUUACAAACUCAAUUAUCAGUUAUCUGUAAGUAAAAUUUCAAUCUAAUAUAAUAACGAAAAUUAUCUUGGAAAUUGAAGAGAAAAAUCACGAAGGCAGGGAACAUUAUUGAUCGCGACUUUGACAUAACAGGAGACCAAUCCUGGAAAAUGUGUUUAUGUAUGUGUGUGUGCGCGUGAAUCUAAAGUGUUGCAAAUUAUUAUGAAAAGGUAUACAAACAGAUCUCUGCUCAGUUCGACGUGUAUUUGAAGUGAUUCGCCAAUGAGUAAAGUGCGAGUGUAAGGUCGUAACACAUAUUAUAGUAUCGUGCGAUGGUUCAUGUCGGUGGAAUUAGCCCAUCUCUGGGCGGUGCUCUGCCCAAAAGUCCCAGUUUUCAUCAGGGUCUUGCCUUGGCAACGGUGUUGCCCCAGGACUUGAACAAGGGUUACCCGGUGACCUUCGCCCUGCACUAUCAACCUUUGCAACCUCUUCUAAUCGAAACGCAACAGGGAAACGAACGGGAGGAACUUUUUAUACAGAAGCUACGGCAAUGUUGCGUCCUCUUCGACUUCGAAUCCGAUCCCUUGUCAGAUUUGAAAUGGAAGGAGGUAAAGCGCACUGCCCUCCACGAGAUGGUCGAGUACGUAACCAAAAACAAAAAUGUUAUCACCGAAGCGAUAUAUCCCGAGGCGGUAAACAUGUUCGCUGUGAACCUGUUCCGAACGUUACCUCCGUCAUCAAAUCCUAACGGCGCAGAAUUUGAUCCGGAGGAGGAUGAGCCGACGUUGGAAGCGGCUUGGCCGCACUUACAGCUUGUCUACGAAUUUUUUUUGCGAUUGCUAGAAUCGCAGGACUUCCAGCCAUCUAUAGCGAGGCGCUACAUAGAUCAAAAAUUUGUGCUACAGCUCUUAGAGUUGUUCGAUUCUGAGGAUCCGAGAGAGAGGGACUUUCUUAAAACGACCCUCCAUAGGAUUUACGGAAAAUUUCUGGGCCUCAGAGCGUACAUUAGGAAACAGAUAAAUAAUGUUUUCUAUCGAUUUAUAUACGAGACAGAGCAUCACAAUGGCAUCGCAGAGUUGCUUGAAAUCUUAGGAAGUAUUAUAAACGGCUUUGCUUUGCCGUUAAAGGAAGAGCACAAGGUGUUUUUGUUAAAAGUCCUACUACCCUUGCAUAAGGCUAAGUCAUUAUCCGUGUACCAUCCGCAAUUAGCGUACUGUGUCGUCCAAUUUUUGGAAAAGGAUCCGUCGUUAACGGAACCUGUGAUUAGAAACUUGCUGAAAUUUUGGCCAAAAACACAUUCCCCUAAAGAAGUUAUGUUCUUGAACGAACUUGAAGAGAUCUUAGACGUCAUCGAGCCAGCUGAAUUUCAAAAAGUCAUGGAUCCGUUGUUUAGGCAACUAGCCAAAUGUGUCUCGUCACCGCAUUUCCAGGUGGCGGAAAGGGCUCUCUAUUAUUGGAAUAACGAAUACAUAAUGUCCUUGAUAUCGGACAAUUACUCCGUCAUCUUACCGAUAAUGUAUCCAGCUUUUUAUAGAAACUCCCGUAACCACUGGAAUAAGACAAUCCAUGGUUUAAUUUAUAACGCCCUGAAACUUUUUAUGGAAAUGAAUCAAAAAGUAUUCGAUGAGUGUACAACACAAUACUAUCAGGAGCGUCAAAGGGAGCGAAAGCUCAUUAAAGAUCGAGAUGAAGCAUGGAUGCGCGUAGAAGCGCUCGCUAUGAGGCAUCCAAACUAUAUUGUGACAAGUAAAAGCACAACGAAUAACACAUUAUAUAUGUCACCACAGCAUAUAGAUAACUCGCCGCCCGACGAAGAUGGUGAUACGGAUCAAACUCCGCUUACUUUGGAAAAAAUCGAAGCUAAAGCUAAUGAGGCGAAGAAAAUGACAAACGUAAACAAAGUAAAGCCGCUUUUACGAAGGAAGAGCGAUUUACCACAGGACUCGUAUACAAUGCGGGCAUUGUCCGACCAUAAACGCGCCGAUGAAUACCUUGUCACGCCGCCAGAUCCGAGUAAUUGCUAGUCUCUACCACAAGCCCUUCCCAUGUAUCCUCUGUUUUGCUGUAGUAACAUCGGAAGUUAGCUUUUUUUCUAGAGGAAAACGGCGAUAAGAACGCAAACAAUUUGGCAACAAGAAUCCCAUUGUGCGAAAUCAAUAACCGUAUUAUUAUUUCAGCAUGUAUCACAUUGUAUUUGUUUACUUUAAUAGAGAAAAAGAAAACCCUGCUCUUUCCCGCCGCGCAUUGUGCGAUUCAGAGAGACAGUAUAUAGGUAUUCAUAAAAGCUUACAGAAGAAGAGACUUUUAUUCUUCGUAGAAAUGCGUUGUAUUUAUUUCUUCAUUACGAGAAAAAGAAAAUUACAGCUGUGAGUGGAACUAUAA